UGCCCGGCCCUUCGUCCCCCUUCUCUGUCGCUGUCUUCGUCUCCCAAACCCCAACCAAAACCCGGCGCCUUUUUCCCGUUCUAGCUCGAGCUCCCGAAACCCUAGCUCGUCUUCCUCGAGGGAUUCGCGAGGGUUUCUGGUGGUGAUGGAUCGGUACCAGAGGGUGCAGAAGCCGCGGGACGAGGAGGCGCCCAUCGCCGCCAACGAGAUACGCAUCACCGCGCAGGGCCGCACCCGCAACUACAUCACCUACGCGCUCGCCCUGCUCCAGGAAAAUGGACCAGAUGAAAUCGUCAUCAAAGCUAUGGGAAGGGCCAUUAACAAGACUGUUGACAUUGUGGAACUUCUUAAGAGAAGGAUUGCUGGCCUUCAUCAGAAUACGUCAAUUGAGUCAAUUGGUAUAACUGACACUUGGGAACCAUUGGAAGAGGGCCUAGUACCCCUUGAAACUACUCGCCGUGUUUCACUGAUCUCAAUAACAUUAUCGAAGAAGGAACUGGACACGUCUUCCCCUGGCUACCAGCCCCCAAUACCAGAUGACCAAGUUAGACCACCAAUUGACUAUGAUCAGGAAGGAGAAGCAUUACCAAGUGAUCAUGGAAGAGGGCGUGGCCGUCGAGGAAGGGGCAGGGGAAGAGCUAUGAGCAACAGAGGGGCAGAUUACAAUGAUGAAGACACAGAUGGGGAUGGGGGG
This is a messenger RNA of Lolium rigidum, 694 nucleotides long. RefSeq names its product ribonuclease P protein subunit p25-like protein. The annotation marks the transcript as partial. Lineage: Eukaryota; Viridiplantae; Streptophyta; Magnoliopsida; Poales; Poaceae. Gene Ontology annotation, molecular function: RNA binding. The record is from RefSeq and is a predicted model, not a curated record. The transcript is spliced from 7 exons.